AUGGCCCCUAGCACCGCCCUUUCGCAGGGCUCGGCUCCCAUCCAGCGCAAACAGGUGGCCGAGGAUAAGACACAACCCAAUCAUGACACUUCGCAGCAGCAGGAAGAUGAAUUUUCCAUGGCGCAGCUUUGGAACGGCACCGGCUUCAUCGCCCAGACAGCCGUCGUCACCUUUUCCCUCUCCCUGUCCGGCCGCCUCCUGGCGCGGCCGCUGGUCCUCUUCUCGUGGCACCCCCUCUCGCAAAUCUCCGGCCUCUUCCUCCUCGUCCAGUCCAUCCUCGCGCUGCAGCCAACGCACACGGCCGGCCAGAAGCGCGUCGGCCAGGCCGUGCACGCGUACCUCAACCUGGCCUCCUUUGCGGCCUUUACCGCCGGCUUCGCCGCCAUCUACCUCAACAAGGAGCGCAACGGCGCCGAGCACUUUGCCAGCCUCCACGGCGCGCUGGGCUGCGCGCUGACGCUGCUCCUCUGGGGCCAGUACCUCGUCGGCUUCACCAUGUGGGCCACGCCGGCGCUGUACGGCGGCGCGGCCCGCGCCAGGGCGCUCUGGAAGUGGCACCGCGUCGGCGGCUACGUCAACCUGCUGCUGCUGCUGGCGACGUUUUGCACCGCUGCGGACACGGGGUUCGUGCGCAACGCGCUCAAGGUUGAGUCGUGGGUCUUUUACGCGCCCAUGGCUCUCAUCGCCGUGGGGGUCCUGCCGCGCAUUCACACCUACAAACUGGGCUUCUCGAAGAAGGCGUAG
Molecule: messenger RNA, 744 nt
Organism: Akanthomyces muscarius
Lineage: Eukaryota; Fungi; Ascomycota; Sordariomycetes; Hypocreales; Cordycipitaceae
Exons: 2
Coding region: 1-744 (247 amino acids)
Molecular function (GO): transmembrane monodehydroascorbate reductase activity
Source: RefSeq, a predicted model, not a curated record